This is a messenger RNA of Nerophis lumbriciformis (worm pipefish), 1431 nucleotides long. RefSeq names its product nuclear receptor binding factor 2b (gene nrbf2b). NCBI's taxonomy places the organism in Eukaryota, Metazoa, Chordata, Actinopteri, Syngnathiformes, Syngnathidae. The record is from RefSeq and is a predicted model, not a curated record. Gene Ontology annotation, biological process: autophagy.
CUUUACGCAGCCCAGUCGGUGGAGGCGACCGUGCCACCGACAGUAAAUGUCUUCUAGUUAUUUUUGCGCCCCACAUUUUGUGUCUCAAUUCGAAUGACAGUCCUUGAGGGACAGAGACAUCCUUCAUGGAGUGAAAAUCAUCGAAUAAUUGGCUGCAUGGAGGUCGUUGACAGUCCGCUCAAUCUCGCCCAUCAGCAGUGCAGGAAGGCAGAUCGCUUGCUUGCUGCUGGAAAGUAUGAAGAGGCGAUUUCUUGCCAUGGGAAAGCAGCGGAACUUCUGACAGAAGCGAUGAAGACAACAGACUGUAAGCAGGCUCGUGUGUCCAUGGAGUUGCAGAGGGACAGUCAUAUUAAACAGCAGCAUCUCAUCCAAGAGCGCUGGAAGAGGGAAACCCGACGGGAGGCCACAAAAGCUCGACCUGUUACUGUCCCGACAUCCAACAGCCCGGCUCUCCUCCCACAAUCCCAGUCAGCGGAUGAGCAUCAGCCCCACAACUCAGCUGUAGCGUGUGGAGGAGGUAGCGACAGAGAAUACGACACUCUACUCUACCAGCUUCAGACUCGACAAACAGGAAACCUCCAAUCUUUGACGCCCUGUCCUGGCUCGAAGACCACAAAAGAUGAUAAAACUCGCCUGGAAGAACAACAGACCACCAUCGAAGACUUGAGGCGCCUGGUCAACCAUUUGAUGGACGAGAACCAGCGGCUGACCUCUGAGAACAAGAGGCUACAAUCCGAAAACACCCGCAUGAGGGCGGAGGGCGCAGACUUUGUGGAGCGCUCCGAGCUCUGGGUGCUCCCUCAAGCCGGGGGCGCCAUGGCGACGGGGGGCAGCCAAGAGAGAAAAAGUACAGGAAAUAGAAAGGAGAUUGCGAUCCCUCAGCUACCCCCGCUGGAGAUGCCUGUUCAGGAGGACCUGUGUUUGGAUGACCUGCCUCCUCUGGAGCUGCCGACGGACAUCCAGAAUGAACUGGAGGAGCUGCUGGACAAAGAUAAACUGUGAUAGAAACCUUGUUGAACAAAUCCUUGUUGUCCUCUACGUCUGCUCCACAUUCAACAGGCGACAAAGAAAAGUGUACAAGUUGAAUGGAAUCAUGACAGGUUCUACCACUAAUAUGCAGCAGAAGCUUCCUAGAGAAGAACCACAAACACCAGUGUGAUGUUCAGUGAGAUCUGCAUCAGCCUUCAGGUAUACCACUGAUCAUAACUCCAUGUCUAUUUUAUGGUGGCCAUUAAUGCACACACACUGACCGUCAGUACACCAGCUUGGCCGGGAGCCAUGUUCCCCCAACAUACCUCAGGAUAUUUACCGCUACCUUUCAAUCUUUUUUUGCUCUACCUUGGUUAACUAAAGGAAGACAACAGGAGCACACCCCAUGCAUCCGUGUGAGGAGAUCUACAACCAAUAAAAUAUGGAAUUGAACCUGAUAAA